AUGCAUGACGACAUAAUCUAUCAUUUGGAAAGUCCUGAACAAUUUUGGAUUGAAUUAGAUGACAUUUUGGCCCAAGGUCAACAAAAUCAAGACAUUGCAAAAAGGUCGAUAGAUACAUACAUCAAUUUUGUCUUAAAAUUUCAAGAUGAAUAUUUGGAAACAGACUCGCAAUUAACGCAAUGUUUCUAUAAUCUUUUGAAUUCAUCAAUGUAUCAGACAUUUUCUGACAUAAUAAUUGAACAUAUGAUGUUUCGAGCAACAAUAUGCAAUGAAUUGAAAGAAUUAUGGGUUAUCUAUAAUAUUUUAUACCUCUCGGGCAAAAAUAAUCCUAUGAUAUUUAAAUUAAUGAUUAGUUCUCAAGGGCAUGACUUUAUUUUGAAGCUGAAGGAGCAUAUUUGUAAUUUAGACGAAGGGCAUAGGGUGCAACAAAUUGCAGUGAAUCUAUUAUUUGAAAUUUGUCGCGGUCAGCGUAUAUCACAAAAUGAACUAAGUGUUUUUGAUGAUCAAUUUUUUGACUACCUCCUUAACUUGGUGGAGAAUACAAGAGAUGAAGAAGAUGAGACUUUUAAUUAUUCUGUUAUCCAUUUAAUGUUGUCGUUAAAUGAACAAUUUAUGCUAGCUGUUCACGGAAUGAUCAAUGAUGAAGAUAAUGAUUUAAAUCAUAAUACUCUGAUAAGAGUGUUGUUUGCACGUAUCGGAACUAGUAAAACUUUUGGAGAAAAUAUAAUAUUCAUGUUUAAUCGUGCAGAAACAACUGAAUAUUUUUAUACAAAUGACUUACGUGUGGUGAUUGAUGUUUUCAUUCGAGAACUUUACGAUUUACCAGAGGAGAGUGAAGCGCUUCGACAUACGUAUCUUCGAGUACUAUAUCCACUUAUUACCAAUACACAAUUAUGUCGGCACCCUUAUAAACAACGUCAGAUUUAUAAUUUGCUUUCAGAUUUAAGUGGUGCUUCUACUGAACAUUUUAAACCAGUACCACAAACGACACAAAGAUUAGUGGAGACAUGCUUGAUGUCAGAAUAUUUUGAGGGAAUUGCUCCUAAUAAAUGUAUUAAUGGAAUGAACAUAAUGCCAACUCUAAAUUCGAUGAUGUUUGAAACUAAUGGGUCUACGGUUACAUCAAACGGAAAUGAUGUUCCUGCUCAAGGAAUGUUACUUCAUGGGGUGUAA
Cetraspora pellucida is the source of this 1173-nucleotide messenger RNA. The record is from the annotation of a GenBank genome assembly. Lineage: Eukaryota; Fungi; Glomeromycota; Glomeromycetes; Diversisporales; Gigasporaceae.